This is a messenger RNA of Penicillium antarcticum, 1506 nucleotides long. Its product is annotated as DNA primase subunit PRI1. Gene Ontology annotation, cellular component: alpha DNA polymerase:primase complex. Gene Ontology annotation, biological process: DNA replication, synthesis of primer. The transcript has 3 exons. Bases 1 to 1506 code for a protein of 501 amino acids. The record is from RefSeq and is a predicted model, not a curated record. NCBI's taxonomy places the organism in Eukaryota, Fungi, Ascomycota, Eurotiomycetes, Eurotiales, Aspergillaceae.
AUGCCUCAUUCUGUAUCACCUACCGGCGCGGCGCAAACUGAUGAUGAGAUGCCGGACGCCCCUCCAGCUGAGACUUCAACCGGGAACAGCGGUGUCAAGUUGGCUGACAUGUUCGACGACGAUGACGAUGACGAGUUUCCUGCUUCCAGUGCUCCAGACGUCAACAUGAAGGAGGAGCCGGCUCCUGCGCCCUCUGGCGUGGACCAGGAUAUCAUGCUUGCUUUCUACCAACGACUGUUCCCAUUCCGAUACCUCUUCCAGUGGCUCAACCAUGGAAUUGUACCAACGAAAGAUUUUGGAAAUCGCGAGUUUGCGCUCACCCUCCAAAAUGAUGCCUAUCUCCGAUACCAAUCAUACCCUACUGCAGACCUGUUCCGCAAGGACAUCCUGCGGAUGAACCCCUCUCGUUUCGAAAUCGGACCUGUCUACAGCACCAACCCCCGCGAUCGCAAAACGCUACGAGGCGGCCAAAUGAAGCCCGUCUCAAAGGAAUUGGUUUUCGAUAUUGAUUUGACUGAUUACGACGACAUCCGUACUUGCUGUGUGAAGGCAAAUAUUUGUGCCAAGUGCUGGUCAUUUGUAACAAUGGCAAUCAAGGUCAUUGAUACCGCUCUGCGGGAGGACUUCGGAUUUGAGCACAUUCUCUGGGUAUACUCAGGUCGCCGUGGUGCCCACGCCUGGGUUUGCGACCCGCGUGCGCGCAACUUACCAGAUGACCGACGACGGGCCAUUGCUGGUUACCUUGAAAUCCUUCGUGGUGGUUCUCAAAGCGGCAAGAAGGUGAACGUCAAGCGACCGUUACACCCCCAUAUUGUCCGCAGUCUCGAAUUGCUCAAGCAUGACUUUGCUCGAACCACACUUGGCGACCAAGACACAUUUGAGAGCGCCGAGCAGGCAGAGCGUCUUUUGGCCUUGUUGCCCGAUAAGAACUUGAACGAAUCACUGCGGAAGAAAUGGGACUCAUCACCAGGUCGUGCCAGUACCAGCAAGUGGGCUGAUAUCGAUUCACUCGCCAAAACUGGUAAGAGCAGCACGCUCAAUCCAGCUACCCUUCGAGACGCCAAGCAAGAUAUUGUCUUGGAAUAUACCUACCCACGUCUGGAUGCUGAAGUCAGUAAGAAAAUGAUACACUUGCUGAAGAGUCCAUUCGUCAUUCACCCCGGUACUGGUCGUAUUUGUGUACCCAUCGACCCUCACAAGGCCGAAGAAUUUGACCCGUUGUCCGUUCCGACAGUAAUGAACCUACUCGCGGAGAUUGAUGAAUAUGAUGCGAAGCACCCUGCUGGAACAGCGGAAGCUGAUGUUGCAGAGGUUGAAGGCAGCGCGAUGAACGGCUCUGAUACGAAAGGCAGUCGCAAGCUGCAAGACUACGAGAAGACCAGUCUCAAGCCAUAUAUCGAGUUUUUCCGUUCAUUCAUUGCAGGGCUUGUGAAGGAAGAGCGGGCAGGAAAGCGCGAGCGCGAUGAGAGUGGACCCGGUAUUAAGGCGGAUCCCAUGGAAUUCUAG